Messenger RNA from Oryza brachyantha (malo sina), 904 nucleotides. Its product is annotated as Werner Syndrome-like exonuclease. The record is from RefSeq and is a predicted model, not a curated record. Lineage: Eukaryota; Viridiplantae; Streptophyta; Magnoliopsida; Poales; Poaceae. The coding region runs from base 77 to 667 and encodes 196 amino acids. The transcript has a single exon. Gene Ontology annotation, cellular component: cytoplasm; nucleus. Gene Ontology annotation, biological process: nucleobase-containing compound metabolic process. Gene Ontology annotation, molecular function: 3'-5' exonuclease activity; nucleic acid binding.
GAUCUGCGUCCCCUUCUCCUCCAAAAUCCCUCUUGACCCUUGUCGUCUCCGCCGACGCCGCAGCAGCAGCUAUCCCAUGGCCACCGACACGUACGUCACCGAGGUGGCCUUCGGCAGCGACGUGAUCACCACCACCGUGACGUCCUCCGGCGCCGCCGUGGACGGGUGGCUCCGGGAUGUCCGCUCCGCGUACGGGCCCGGGCUCGUGGUGGGGCUCGACGUCGAGUGGCGCCCCAGCUUCCGCGCCGACCAGAACCCCGUCGCGCUGCUCCAGCUCUGCGUCGACCGCAGCUGCCUCAUCUUCCAGUUCCUCCACGCCGACUUCGUCCCUGCCUCCCUCGGCCGCUUCCUCGCCAACCCCGGGGACUGCUUCGUCGGCGUCGGCGUGGACAAGGACGCCGAGCGGCUGAGCGACGACCACGGCCUCGCGGUGUCGAACACGGUCGACCUGCGCCCCCUCGCGGCGGAGCGGAUGGGUCGCCCGGACCUCCGCCAGGCCGGCCUUCAGGCCGUGGUGCGCGCCGUCUUGGGCGCCGACGUCGUCAAGCCGCAGAGGGUGACCAUGAGCCGCUGGGACGCCUACUGCCUCUCCAACGAGCAGAUCCGGUACGCCUGCAUCGACGCCUUCGUCUCCUUCCAGGUUGGCUGGAGUCUGCUUCGCACCUGAUAGAUCGGUCCGCCGUGGCUCGUACUGCAAUUUACUCGAAUCGUCAGUAUCUUCAGUUGUUGCUGCAUUCUGCUCUUGCUCCCUCGCAAUGUUAGAAGGGUUUAUGAGAUUUGAGGUGUUAUGUGUUUAGCAGAUUUUAAGAAUCAGAUUAAAAGACGUUAGUGCCGAACUUAUCUGAUCUAUCUGUGCUAGACGCUACUGCUUUUGACUAUUUAUUCACUUUUCAAUGUUCAUGUC